AUGACAGCAGCUGAUAAUUCAUCACAAAAACAUGAUCCUGAACAAGUAGAAGAAAUGGCUGUUGCCGAUAGUGCGACGAACACCACCAAUACUGUUAGAAAAACGAGUGACGGUUUAGAAGUUCUUGAUGAUACACAAAACUCAAAAUUAUCAUUGCGUCAAAUUCGAACUGUGUUAAUAUCAUCAACGGGAUUCUUCAUGGAUGCCUACGAUAUAUUUGUUAUAAAUCUUGCAGUACCAAUGUUGGGCUACGUGUAUUAUAGCCAUAAUAAUAAUAAAAUUCCAUCAAAUAUUCAAGGAGCAAUCAAAGGUAUAACAAAUGUUGGGAAUCUUAUUGGUCAACUUCUAUUUGGAAUACUUGGUGAUUCUGUUGGACGGCAUAAAAUAUAUGGUUUAGAAUUACUUAUUAUCAUCAUUGCUACAAUCGCCUCCGCCAUGUCAGGAGCAGCUGCUACAGGAGUUGGAACACUGGGCUUUCUGGGCUUUUGGCGCCUAUUGUUAGGAAUUGGAAUAGGAGGUGAUUAUCCUAUGUCAGCUACGGUGACAUCCGAGUGGUCAUCGGCUGGUCGUCGGGGUCAAAUGGUUGCUCUAACAUUUUCUAUGCAAGGAUGGGGGCAGUUUUUCGGUGCACUUGUAGAUAUUAUUUUAUUGGCCAUAUUUAAACGUGCAAUUGAAGCUGAUCAAAUCAACAUUGAUUAUGUCUGGAGGAUUUUACUUGCUAUGGGUGUUUUGCCAGCAGUAUGCACCAUUUACUAUCGUUUCAUGCUACCAGAGUCACCUCGUUUUGCAAAAAAUGUUCUCAAAGAUGAUACCAAGAUGAAAACAGGACUUGCAUUUGCCAAAAUAAAGAAUAAUGACACAUCAAAAAAAGAAGACCAAAAAGAACGUAUUAUAGCUGUAGUUGAAGUUCAGGAUCAACGGGAAAUCGAAAAGAUAGAAAAUCAACAACAACCAAUUGAGCAACGUCAACAUUUACGUGACUUCACCCGAUAUUUUUCAAAAUGGAAACAUUUUAAAGUCCUUCUUGGCACAUCUUCAUCAUGGUUUUUACUUGAUAUUGCCUUUUAUGGUCUAGCAUUGAACCAAUCAGUAGUUUUAUCAGCAAUCGGAUUUGCACCCAUGAACAAAUCACCUUGGGAAACACUAUGGAAGCAAGCAAUAGGAAAUCUUAUUAUCACCUUAUUAGGAUCGAUACCAGGUUAUUAUUUUACAGUAUUUCUUGUUGAAAAGAUGGGCCGUAAAACAAUUCAGUAUAUGGGUUUUGCUAUAGAAACAAUUCUCUUUACAAUAGUUGCUGUAGCCUAUCAUCCUCUCAAGGAGCACGCUUUACCCGCAUUUGUCAUUCUAUUCGUUCUCAUUCAGUUUUUCUUUCAAUUUGGUGCGAAUACCACGACAUUCAUCAUUCCUGCCGAGGUUUUUCCUACAAGAUUUCGUGCUACGGCUCAUGGAAUAUCAGCUGCCUCUGGAAAGGCUGGUGCAAUUAUAGCUGCAUUUGCUUUCAACGCUCUAGUGGAUGUCGGUGGUACGAAUAGAUUUUUACCUCAAACCCUUGGGAUAUUUGCUGCUAUUCAGUUUUUGGGUAUUUUUACCACAAUGCUGAUACCAGAACCAAAAGGGAAAGGCUUAGACUAUUUCGAAGAUGAUAAAAGUGAGUGGCGGAAAAAUAGUAGUACUGAGAAAGUGUAG
Messenger RNA from Didymodactylos carnosus, 1686 nucleotides. Lineage: Eukaryota; Metazoa; Rotifera; Eurotatoria; Philodinida; Philodinidae. The record is from the annotation of a GenBank genome assembly.